AUGGAUGGAUAUAUACCUAUUCUCAAUCAAGAUCAAAUAACCCCCGAACGCGACCGUCACUCACAAUGUGAACGCGACAGACUCAAUCGACUUCAGAUGACAUCUCCUACAAGGCGCAAUCGUCGCCAUGCUGCCCAUGAUAAUCAAAAUAGGCCUCCGCAUCCUGUACCUCAGCCUAAUUUUGUGCCGGCUAAUGAGCCCCAAGCAGGGCCUGUUCCACAACCUUUUGUGGAGCAACCUCCUCCCUACUUUCGAUAUCAACCACUACCAGUCGAGCAGUAUCCUGGCUUGCCACGAAAUGCAAUUGCGCAUGUGGAGCGUGCUCAUCGACAUCCUCCAGUGGAUUAUAAUGCACGCUUGAAUGAGCAAAUGAAUGCAGCUCAUAAUGAUAGACGCCGUCGACGUAAUAUUCGUCGGCAACAGGACAGAGAGGAGAUAAGACAGCAGGCACAGGCAGAACUCAUGCAGCCUCCACAGAUGCUUCCGAUUCCUAACCAGCACAUUCAGCCUGCUCCUCCUGCUCCUCCUGCAUAUGGCCCUAUUCAUUAUGAGGGCGCUGUUGGUCCUCACAACUUUGAUGAUCCACUCCGCUACUUUGUGCCUAAUCAUGCUCCACCUAGACCUGCAUUACCUGAACCUGAUUAUCAUCAGUUCAAUAUUCAGUUUCAAGAUCAUAUUAAUGCAGAGCAAAGGGAACAUGAGCGCAUUAGAAAUGACUUGCUUCAAAGGCAAGCACAGGAGGAAUUCCGUCGAAAUCAAGUGCAGCUGCAAUUACAGCAACAAGAGGCUGAGAGGGUCCGUAGACAGGCUCAAUUGCAGCAGCAGGAGGCUCUCCACCUGCAGCAGCAAGAAGCUGAGAGGAUUCAGAGAUUGCAGCAACAAGAAGUUGAGAGAAUCCAGAGACAGGCUCAAUUGCAGCAGCAGGAGGAGGAGCUUCACAACAGACAGGAUCAGGAUCGUCUCCGAGCAGCUCAACAACAAGAGGACCAGCACAAUAGAGAACUGCAGGAUGCUCAGCGAGUACAUCAGGAGGAAGAGGAGGCUCAACGCCGGCGGGAACAAAGGAUACGUGAACAGGAUGAGCGUCUUGAAGAGGCUUUCCGUGAAUAUGAUGAUCCAGCAUCUCAGGAGCAGCAUGUUGACGAUGAAGAAAGAAUAAGAACCCAGCAGCAGGAACGCCGCCAGCAGCGUGAGGCAGAGGAUGACCAGCAUGUCAAUCAGGUGGUUCAUAUUCCUGAUGGAGCCCGACCUUACAGUGAACCAAUUGACCGCAACACUCUUGGUCCUCUUAAUGUAGAGUGUCGUAACUGUCAUGCCAAGCACUUUGCAUCCGAAAGGCUCUCCAACUCCUCUCUACGUAAUCUUUAUUAG
Messenger RNA from Suillus fuscotomentosus, 1371 nucleotides. RefSeq lists its product as uncharacterized. Bases 1 to 1371 code for a protein of 456 amino acids. The record is from RefSeq and is a predicted model, not a curated record. The transcript has 2 exons. Lineage: Eukaryota; Fungi; Basidiomycota; Agaricomycetes; Boletales; Suillaceae.